UGCAACAUGUUUUUCGACCGUUUUGGCACGAUUUUCGCUAAGCUUCUCCGUUCGUUAUCACUUUGCUGUUAGUGACCGGAUCAUCUCAUUUAGACAGAGAUCGUCCUCACACACGGACGUCUUAGCGCAGGACGGUGUCAUGCUGGCAGAUGGAGCUUCAUUCAGGACUCCUUCAGAGCUGAAGUAGCUCCACUAACCAUCAACACUCAGAUCAAUAACCCACUCUUUGUAGAUACUGUCUUUUGGACAGAUAGUUUGUGUUGGACAAAUUCGACAGGAAACUGUGUGCCAGCAGUCUAUCAGCAUUCCAAAAGAUGAAUAAGUGGUAGCUCUCCAUCCAGCGUUUCCAUGCAACAGCGCGGGCGGCUGUGAGGAGUAGCUGCUGCUGCAGAGAGCUCUGUAGAUGUGAUCAGGGCUCUAGAAACCCUGAGCGCCUUCUCAAACCCGAUGGAGCGACAAGAACAGCCAGUUGGAGGCUUAAACCACCAUGAUAGUGCACAGGAGCUCGGUUCUCCUCCCUUGUCCUCUUGUGAGCACUCACGGAGCCCAGAGCUGGAAGAGCCUGCAAAGAUGAGAAGGAACGACAACUACCUGCCAGUCCCUGGUGAAGAGAAGAACCUGCCCAGGAGCAACGAGUCCAUACCAUUGAAAAAUCUCUACGCAGAUGAUGGCUCACCUCUAAACCCUCAGUUAGGCCCGUACUUCUCUGAUGGGCGGCGGCGUGUGGACUAUGUGCUGGCAUAUCACAUCCAAAAACCCAGUGGCAUCCGGCGGCAGUCGUCCAGAUUUGGCGACACCAACUUCAUACGACGGCUUCGGCGCAGCCUAAGCAUGAGAAGCAGCCGAGCCCCGCUGCAACCAAAAGAAGACCCAGAGAUCACUGCCCAGGAGCAGCGGACUGACUACCAUGAGGAUGACAAGCGCUUCAGGCGUGAGGAGUUUGAAGAAAACCUUCUGGAGACGGGGCUAGAGCUGGAAAAGGAUGAUGGGUGUAAGAUCCCUGGAAUUGGUUUUUUGAAGAUCCACGCUCCUUGGAAUGUUUUGUGUCGAGAGGCUGAGUUCAUGAAGCUCAAGAUGCCAACAAAGAAGGUUUAUGAUGUCAAACAAGGAAGCAAUCUGGUGGAGAAGAUCCGAUUGUUCAUUCACAAAGUUACAGCUCCUCUUCACCCAAAAGUAGAUGCCAACCGACCAGACAGUGUCAAAUCCCUCUCUCAUCCAUUCUCCAGAGAGAAGCAGCAUCUAUUCGAUCUGUCUGACAGGGACAAGUUCUUUGACAGCAAGACCAGGAGUUCAAUAGUCUAUGAGGUACUGAAGAGGACAAGAUGCACCAAAGCCAAAUACUCCAUGGGGAUCACCAGUCUGCUAGCCAAUGGUGUCUACACAUCGGCUUAUCCACUACAUGAUGGAGACAUUGAGGGAGUGAAUGCAGAACCUAAUGACAGGAAGCUGCUGUACGAGGAGUGGGCCAGCUACAGCGUCUUCUACAAGUACCAGCCUAUCGGGCUCAUCAGAAAGUACUUUGGGGAGAAGGUUGGACUGUAUUUUGCCUGGUUAGGAGUCUACACACAGAUGCUAAUCCCCGCUGCCAUCGUUGGAGUCAUUGUGUUCCUCUACGGGUGUGCCACUGUUGACGAUAACAUACCGAGCAUGGAGAUUUGUGAUCCCAGGAACAACAUCACCAUGUGUCCGCUGUGCGACCGCGCCUGCAGCUACUGGAAGUUGGUGACAGCAUGUGGCACAGCCAGGGCUAGCCACCUAUUCGACAACCCAGCCACUGUCUUCUUCUCCAUCUUCAUGGCCCUCUGGGCCGUUCUCUUCAUGGAGCACUGGAAGAGGCGACAGAUGCGGCUCAACUAUAUCUGGGACCUGACCGGUUUUGGAGAGGAGGAGGAGGAUCACAACCGAGCGGAGUACGAGUUCCGGGUUAUGCAAAAGACAAUGAGACAAGAGCAUUCAAUCCCAAAGGACGAGAAGGUGAAGCUGACAUGUACAGACAGGCUGCCAGCAUACCUGACUACUGUGGUCAUGAUGUGCUUCAUGAUUGCUGUGACAUUUGCCAUUGUGUUCGGGGUCAUCCUAUACCGAAUUAGCAUCAAGGCAGCUCUGCACAUCAGCACCUAUCCUGCAGCACGGUCCAACAUCCGAGCCACUGUCAAAACCACCGCAGCCAUUAUCAACCUCAUCGUCAUCAUCAUUUUAGAUGAAAUCUACGCCUCCAUCGCCCGCUGGCUGACCACACUAGAGGUUCCAAAAACAGACAAAAGCUUCGAGGAGCGCCUCAUCUUUAAAACCUUUAUCUUGAAGUUUGUCAAUGCCUUCACACCCAUUGUUUAUUUGGCCUUUUUCAGGGGCAGACUUGUUGGGAGACCUGGAAACUACUUGUAUGUUGUUGGAUCGUACAGAAUGGAAGAGUGUGCCCAUGCAGGCUGCCUCAUGGAGCUGUGCAUCCAGUUGUGCAUCACCAUGUUAGGCAAGCAGCUUAUCCAGAACAACCUGUUUGAGAUCGGCAUACCGAAGCUGAAGAAGUUGCUCCGGAAGAGGAAAUCGGACUUGGACUCAAAGCAAGAGGAGGAGCUGAACAAAACAAUGCAACGCCAUGAGAAAGACCACUUCCUGGGUCCAUUUGUUGGACUUAGCCCCGAGUACAUGGAGAUGAUCAUCCAGUUUGGGAUGGUGACUCUCUUUGUGGCUUCUUUUCCUCUGGCGCCACUCUUUGCUCUUCUAAAUAACAUCAUUGAGAUUCGCCUGGAUGCCAAGAAGUUUGUUAUGGAGCUGCGCAGGCCAAUUGCGGCCAAAGCCAAAGACAUUGGAAUCUGGUACAACCUCUUGAGGGGCCUCAGUAAGGUAGCAGUCAUCGUUAACGCUUUUGUCAUCUCCUUCACAUCUGAUUUCAUCCCUCGGCUGGUCUACCAGUACACGUACAGUCCCGACGGCACCAUGCACGGUUUCAUCAAUCACACUCUGUCAUACUUCAACGUCAGUGAUUUUCAGCCUGAUACAGACCCUCUGGAGCCAAUGCAUCUUGGCUACCCAGUAGAUAUGUGCAGAUAUAAGGACUACAGAGAGCCUCCCUGGUCUAACACGCCAUAUGAACUUUCCAAGGAGUUCUGGGCCAUACUAGCUGCCCGCCUCGCCUUUGUUAUUGUCUUUCAGAAUGUUGUGAUGCUUAUGAGUGACUUUGUGGACUGGCUCAUCCCAGACAUCCCCAAAGACAUCAGCCUUCAGAUUCACAAAGAGAAGAUCCUCAUGGUGGAGCUCUUUAUGAAAGAGGAACAGGGGAAAAGGCUUGCAGCGAGGGACAAGGAUAGCCAGGACAACUACACCUCCCCCUCAUCAGCCAAUGAAAGCCCACCACAGCCCCGCUCACGGCCUAUUUCACAUGCUAACUGCUGUUGAAGUGCUAGCUGCUGGGAUCUGGGAAACAAGCACAAACACAAUGAGCAAACAUAGCAAACUGUAAAUACAUAGGUUGGCUGGUAAAGGUUAAAACAGUUAUCCAUUAAUAUAUGGUCAGUUUGCUCCAUUCACAUUGUUCGGGAGCAUUUGCAGGACUUAACUUUGAUGUGUUCACAUUAGAAUUAGAAUCCCAAGUUAAGAUGUUACUUUUUACACACAUUUUACAUCUUCAACCAUUAACUCAAAAUCCAGCAUGUAGUACACAAACAGUACUUUGCCAUAGAUUUAUGAUCUCACAACCGUAUUUAUUUGAAAGGAACAAGCCAUUUGCUUCAUUGAGGAAAUCAACUUUCAGGAUGUGAGUGCUAAACUGCAACUGCAGUAGAUAUUAAAGUCUCUCCCAUGAGACAUGAAUGCCACUUUUUCAAUGAAGACAGUCUCUGUCAGUCCGUCCAAAUGGUCCUGCUGAGAAGAGCUUCCUCUGGCAUCUUAUUGCUAAGAUCCAGCAGAAUAGGAGAUCUUCUCUCCUGGCAUCAGUGUGCAACAUUUAGACAGGCCUUUUUCUAUUUUUUGCACAUGUACAAAUGCAGGAAUUUAAUGAUGUGCUUUUUGUAAAUGCAACAUGGUCAGGCACAUGUGCUUUUGUUGUUGGGAUGAACAGCAGGUUUAGGAACACCUGCUAAUUUAUAUAUUCUCUUGUAUGAGCAACAUCUUGUUUUUUGUUACAUUUGUUACAUGUUUAGAACGAUCAAACAGCCUGACAAGGUUCAGUGAUAUAAUUUCUGGAAGCACAAGUCACAUUAUUUUUCACUUUAAUGAACUGGAAUUCUUAAAACUACAAUUGAUAAGGUUUAAAGUGUAAACACAAAGAUGCCAUGCUCCAUCUCACUUUGCUGAGAUGCUGUAAAUACAUAUCGUGUGUCCUGUGUACCCUUGCUAAGAUGUGGUAUUGGUUGCAGACAGAAUUUUUUUGACACAUUGAUCCAUGAUUUGUAAACAGCUGUUGACACAUCCAGCACAACAAUAGUUACCAUUUGGAGUAUUUCAGUCCAAUGUUUCUUGUUCUCUGCCUCUUUCAUCUUGGAAUAACUGUUAAUCGUCAUCUGUCUAGGGCCCCUUUCAGACAUGCUUUCCUUUCCAGUAAGUGACAGCAUCUGAACGUGUUGACUUCAUGUCUGAAUUAGAACCCUGGUAACUUUUCCACGAAAGUUGUGAUGGGAACCUUAUUAUGUCUGAUUUAUUAACAUUUUCAAAUUACUGUAAACACAGCACAAGUCUAAGCUGUAUGUGGUCACAUCAACAAAUAUUAAGCAGUGUACUUCAAGAUAUGUGAAGUGAUUCGAAGAAGAUUUUUUCCACCUUUUAGCACCAUGAUUGGUCAACAAAUAUGUUGACUGACUCUGUCCUUUGCCCAGAGUGCAAAGGACACAGUGUGGUACCACAAUCACAAAACACCUUUCUCAUUCACUCUGCUCUACAAUUUCAUAUCUAUUGCAAACAGAAGUGUCCAGAAGAUGGACAUUUCAGAAAUUAGGCAUACACUUGAUACAGUCUCUAUCUUCAUCUCAGCAAGUCAGAUCAGGUCAUAUUAUUGAUACUCACCAAUAAUGAAUGUAAUUUAGGCUUUUACAAGAGACCUUUCUCUCGGUUUAAAUACCUGCAGCAUCAGACAGCAGCAGGGUUUACACGAGCAUCUUUGAGAGAGAGAAUUACAUACAUUUACGCACAUGGAACAGCAGCAUUAACUUUAUCAAUUACUUGGAAUUAUUAAUUAUCCCCAAUAUGGAGACAGGAUUAUCAGGAUCCAACAAGUCACAGUUAGAACUUCUAACAUCAGACAGGUCCCACACAGCCACAGAGGGAGUAAGUUUCACUUAAAUCAGUUGUUACAUCGUGAUCGUUCUCACAUUGAGUCCAGAGCUCCAUGACAGCUGUCAGGCCAUAUUUACUUUAAUGUCACUAAAGAUAUCAUUCGAUUAUCAUGCAUGGACAGAAUUUUCAGUGUGUAGGAAAUCAUAAAUGAACUAGUCCAUCAGUUAUUUGGACAGUUUGCUAAACUUGCUAUUAGUGUAGAUUUACUCUGUUGUUUAUUAGUGUUUUAUUGAGUAUCAUACAUCAGUUGACAUACUAUCCAGUCUCACAUGUAUGAUGAAUAUCACAUGCACCAUGGAUCACAACUGUGGUGAGUGUUUCUGAAUGAAGCUGUGAUGAACCUUAAAGCUCGUGUCCGGAGUUUCCAUUUGUUUUCAAUUUAUGUAUCAUUGUUUAACAAAGCUUAAAUGUGUUAGUCUAGUUCGAUACUAUAAUAUAAUGUUAGUAUGACGCGAUAUGAAAAUUUAUUCCUGAGCUCCGCCUUCCUCUCAUAGACCCCCAUGUUAUUCCAAAAAGCGCUGGUCGCUGCCAACCAAUUGAGUUCGAGCUUCCGCUUUGUCAUGCUGUCAAUCAACGGUUACGCGCACAGCAAGCAAGCCCAUGCAGAGGUGGGCGAGCUACACACUACGCAACCGCGCGCACAUUUGUUUUGCUUGUGGAGGAGAGAGCAUCAGGGAUCAGCAGCUUCCAGAAAAGUUACCAAUCCCACGGCUUGUCAGGCCAAGAGACUGCAGGACGUUUUUUGGCUCAGGGUGCUCGCGUCGCUCCCCGACCACGGCCUCCAUAGCCCGGCUGACGGCUUCGUUUAGAUGCCCGACCUCUGGAGGAAGAUGUUGGGGCGUCUGGGACAUACUCUUCGUCAGAGGAGUCAUGCAAUUCUGAACUCUAGAUAGAAGUAAAUAAACAAUGUAACACAUAUACACGCGUAAAUGCACUAAGUUUGAUAAACGACGUCAUCGAGAGGGAUACACGAGUGUAAUCACAUAUUGAAACUUUACUCGUUCGUCCUAGCAGAUUCAUGUUAUUUUGGUAUUAGGACAAGUUAGACUCAAUACAGAAUUCUAACGUAAUUCCUUUAUUAUUUACUAAAUGUACUAAAUGUAGAAGAGUGGAAAACAGCAAAACAGGCAAGAUGCUGCAGCACUCCGGGCACUCCUCUCAGGUACUGCGCACGUGCACAAAUAAAGGGGCGAAAUCAGAGGGAGGGUGGGACCAACAGUGUUUUGGGAGACGCUGCGAUUCAAACUCCGGACACGAGCUUUAAAGUAAAAGUGACCUAUUGACAGUAGCUUGAUAAAGCAGCAAUGUUUUGUAUCCCAUGACAGAAAAGGGUUUAGCUGUGUGGGGCUGGGCAGUUAAAGUGCGGUUAAUUUCUUUCCAAACAUGUUCCAGAGAAAAAAAUAACCUUCCUGCUGUUGUGUGAAACAAGCAAAGAAUUUUUUGGAAAAACUGUAAUAGCAUAACCAUGUGCUUCAAGACUCAAAAAUUCUGUAUGAAGCAGAGAGGAACAGCCCAGUUUGUCAUUAUAAUCAACCCCUAUUCCAUUACAAAUAGUCAUGAUCUGUUGUCAAUGUUAAAACAAUAAUCAGUGCAGCUUUAAAGUGCUUUAAUCAACAUGACUCCAAAUGAAUGCUAAUGUUGUUCUGGUGAAUGUAUAAUUAUAUGCAAUUGUCAUAUCAUUUUCAUCUUUUGCUCCUGCCUCUGUCAGCUCUCCAUUUACAGGAAGAAACAACUCUUAUCUAUUUUGUCUCUUUCGUAUCAUCAGCAAACUGCCAAGUGCAGUUAAUUGAUGUCACCUUGUCUUCAGUUCAAAAUCCUGUCAUCGCUGAAUGCACCAAGGGGACAUGUUGGCCUUUGCAGCUUUACAGAGCUUAGAUUUGAUUAAAACCAAAACUGCCAGCCACAGCUAUUCAGAUGCUCAAAUUUGGGGUUUUCCGAGUCAAAUAUUUUAUCUAUUAAGCAGAGUAGUGCUAUUGCGUAAUGCAACCUAGCUAGUUAGCAUAGACUUAGCAAAUGUAAAUAAAAUGUAGCUGUCCAUUUUAAAUGUGUGUUUAAAUAUUUAUCACACAACUGUGCUGUCAGAUUUAAAGUUGUGUACUGAAAAUGGAAAUGAAUGCACUCGUGGUUGAAGUCUCAUGUAGUGUGUAAGUGUAUACAGUUAGUGCCAUUAUACUCACAUGACAUCUGAAAACUGCAUCUGGGGAAUUUUUGGACUGCGGAAUCUUGCUUAUUAGUAUGAGAUACUAAUUUAAAGGGACAUUUUGCUUUCAGUUUUUUGUUAGAGGAGAAAUUUCUUGAUGCCUCGGCAAAGCAGUACCAGUGUCUUGCUCAGUGGCACUUCAGUGAGAGUAGGUGAUCGAGGUGACAGCAUUAAUGACUCUGCCUUAUAUCCAUGAACUGAUCGUCUUCUGAACUAUCAUCAACUCAUUUAAGUUUUCCUUUCAGUGGUUUUCAUACAAAAUGAUUUAGAAGUCAAUCCUGGCAGAGCUACACUGUUUCAAUAUUGAUCUCUUGCCUUAUACUAACAUAAUAAAUUGUCUGGCAUUCUUCCGAAGCUGCAGCUCUUUAGCUAUUCAAGCACAAAGACUGAAUGAUAUUUUCUUUUGUAUUUAUUAAACUGCAAAAACAUGUGGGAGUGACUGGAUAACAUAUUGAAGAAUGGGAUGGUAAUAUGUAAUGUAGACAAAGGUAAAGUCUACACUGUCUAAUUCCCCCUUGCUGUAAAUAUAUAGUCACCUAAAAUCUAAGCCCUUAGCUCAGACUCAUGGAAUGUAUGAUUCACUUUUUUUCUCCAGUGAUGUAUAGUGAGCUUGAGGUCAAAAUAUUUCUGUUGUAUAGGUCUUCUAGUUACAUGUCAAUGGAUUUCUAAGUGUAUCUAACAUGUUGAAAGGGUGUUGUCAACCCACAGGGGAACAGAGAUCGACCAACUAAAGACUUUCAAAAAGACAGAAGAACUUCAUCAUAUUGUAUCCAUUUAAAAAUCAUCAUUUAAUACACUAGAAAUCAUCAGGAUGGACAUUUUUGUAUGUGGAAGGAUGCCUGGGAAAACAUCUUCUAAUACAGCUAACAGACGUUUUAUUACUAGAGAUGUUCUUCUACAUGGGCUAUAAUAAAAGCUGCACAUUUUACGUUUUAUUUUUACCAAAUCCUUUUCCUGGUGAUACUGUGUGUAAGUAGCUUAGUGUUGAUAUUCGGUGAUAGAUUAUGUGUUGACAGAGGGCCUCAGAGCCUGUUUUAAUUAAAAAUAGUUAGAGCCUCUAAAUUUCUUCUACCCUCCUGUUACGUGUGAAGACCCUUCCUUAACGUCCUCAUGAGAUGACCUCCACCUGACAUCUUACACCUUUUGGCAUUUACAGCAUCAAUAAACACUACACAUUGUGACAAGCUGAUACCUAUUCUAACGUAUGUCAAAGCACAUUCCACAACAUGCCUCAGCACAUCUGCAUGUGUAUCCUAUGAGUCUGUCUCGGAUAUUUUUGCCUUUUGUUGUUUUAUCUAACUGCAAAUAAACCAGAGGGGAAUUGCCUGAGUGGA
Molecule: messenger RNA, 8802 nt
Organism: Acanthochromis polyacanthus (spiny chromis)
Lineage: Eukaryota; Metazoa; Chordata; Actinopteri; Pomacentridae
Gene: ano1a
Product: anoctamin 1, calcium activated chloride channel a
Exons: 25
Coding region: 448-3396 (982 amino acids)
Biological process (GO): chloride transmembrane transport
Cellular component (GO): plasma membrane
Molecular function (GO): protein dimerization activity; chloride channel activity
Source: RefSeq, a predicted model, not a curated record